Messenger RNA from Miscanthus lutarioriparius, 2391 nucleotides. Lineage: Eukaryota; Viridiplantae; Streptophyta; Magnoliopsida; Poales; Poaceae. The record is from the annotation of a GenBank genome assembly.
AUGUUCAAUUUAAUCAGAGCAUGUAGAUUGGACCACAUUUUCCCUGGACUCUCUACCGUGGACCUCAGAAGGGUUACUACCAACUUCGAAAACAAAAUAUUCCAUGAGGCUAAUAGUAAGGAAGAAUAUAUUAGGAAAAUAGCUCUCAAGUUGGAUAUUCUGGAGGGAAAACAAAAUGUAGUACAGCAACAAAUACAAAUGGGAAGGCAUGUGCGGCCAGUUAAUGCACUUCAAGCAAAGGAUGGAGGUAAUUCUUCCACUGCUGCAAUGCCGCAGGGGGCAUCGAUGAUGUCUAGUUAUGGAGGGCGAUCUUCUCAGAUGCAAAGCCAGCCUAUGGCACCUCCAUCUUUGGAUGCAGUGCCUAACAAGAAUAUGGCGUAUCAGAAGGAUCUGCAAAUGCAUUACCAAAACUUUAUACAUAAUCCGACGAGCAUUGCACAGGCACAAGAGCAAUCAGUUGUUCAACCAAAUGGGCAGCAUAAUCACCUUCCUAUGCAAAGUGCCAGAGGACCUAGUAUGCUGCUGCACGAGCAGAUGAUAAUGAACCAGCAAGGUAUGAGGCUCAAUCAACAGCAGAUGGACUGGCAAAGGUACCAUUAUGCCACCAAGAUGCAUAGUGGUCACCCGGAAGGAGGGAACAGUCAGCACAAUGCUGGUUUUGCUGUCAGCAGAAUGGAAUCUCAGCAAGUAAUGAUGGAACGUGCUGUAGAAGUUGAUUGGCGGGAGGAAAUGUCCCAGCAGAUAAAGAAACUAAAGGACGAUUGCUUUUCAGAGCUCAUGGAAUUUCAUCAACGGAUUAUUUGUCCAGAUAUUACAAAGGAACAGUUAGAGGCACUACCCAAACGCGAAAAUGUAGUGUACAAAUUUAAAUUAUAUGUGAAGGAGAAAGCCAGAGUGACGCUGAAUUUCUUACUACUAGACAAAGACAAAAUCUCCGAAAACUUAAGGGGAAAGUUCUCCAUGUAUGAGAAAUCCACAGAAGAGUUGCUACUUCCCUACAGGAAAAGUAAAGCACGAAAGGCAGAGAUUGAUGCAAGAUUGAAGUCUCAGAUUUCUCGUGGGCAACCUCAGACAACUGAUCUUAGUUGUGUUCUAGCUCCAUCUGAUGGCGGUUCCAGUAGCCAUCACAAGCAGCAAGAGCCACCAAUAAGCUCUUGUUUCCCAGAGAAAUCACAUGGAUCCUUGCAGUCUUCAUCAAUCAAUAAGCUUCAGGAGGACUUCAUACUACCAUUGUCUAUUACCAAUCCAGGAGCUGUAAAAGUUUCCUCGAACUCUGCUUCUAUAAAAUCCACAUCCCCGUCACUUGUUGCGAAGCAAGAUGCUCUAAAAGUUGCAACCUUAUCCUCUGAGUCGGUGAAGUUCACAUUGCCAUCACCAGUUUUCAUGACAGGGGUUGUUCCAGCCGCUUCAACAUGUGCUCCGGUGAUGCCCACAUCAUCAGAGAAUUUUAAGAGUGUUUCUGCCUCACAGUUAGUGGACAAUUCAGCUGCUGCUGCAGAGGUAGCGGCAGGAGGAACAGCAACAGAAGCAGCAGCAGCAAAUCAAUCUGAACAGGUAAAUCCCACUAUGACAGCCACCCCAACUCAGGUGCACAUAGCAGAUAGUGCAUUAGAAGAUAACCACCACGGUAGAGCUGAAAUAGUGGUUGCUAAGAAGCCCAUCGAUCGCCUAAUUGAAGCAGUGAGGGCUUCAUCAUCAGCAAUGCUUUAUGACUCAGCCAAUUUUAUUUGCACAGUCAGCAUGAACAAUCUGGUACCACAUUGGGAAAUUGAUGAGUUUCAGGAUUGGGAUUUCUUCUCAGAGCAGGGUGGAUCUAGCACUGGGAACAAGAUGAAGUGCAUUCUCGAAAGUACAUGGGGCAGGGUAGAAUCAAAUGCAGAACAAGGGGCUAAGAGGCAGAGAACAACGCAGAAUGCUAAGGAUGCUCUGUUAGACGAGAUAAGAUCUAUCAACAGCAGGCUGUUCGAUACUGUUAUCACCAUUGUUGAUGACAGCGGCACAGAUGCGAUCACCGCUAGAAAUGGUGGCACACUUGUCGAGUUCUCUUACACUGCCAUGUCAUUGAGUCCAGACCUGAAAUUGCUCUUUGCCGCAUCUGAAAUGCCUAUUAUCUUGCCUGUGAAGCUAUUGGUCCCUGUGGAUUACCCCAGGAGCUCUCCUGUGCUUGUCAGUGACCAGUGGGAUGAGCCAUUGAGGAAGAGGAUGAGCAACAUUUUAGGCACGGCAGAAGUGUCCUUCCGGCAUGCCCUCAACGAGCUCCCAAAGCCGAUGAUGAUCAGCAACAUGGCAAGGUUGUGGGAUGACGCUGUACGGAAGGCCAUCAUGGAGUUUGCAAAGAAGCACGGUGGAGGGACAUUCAGCUCGACGUAUCGCCUGUGGGAGCAGUGCUGA